GCGCUCCCCGCCAUUUUGGGCGGCCGAGGGGGGAGCGUAGCCGUAGCGGUGGCGGCGGCCGGAGCUAUCCACCUCGGCCCGGCUGCCUCUUCUUCCUCCUCCUCCUCUUCCUCCUCCCCCUCCUCCUCCUCCCCUUUUCCUGACUGUGGCCAAACCGUCUCUCCGGACUCAGCUUGCAACCAAACACGACUUUUAACUACCGAAUGCAGAAGACUAGGAAACAUGGAUAUGAAAUUCAAUUCCUCUCGGAAAUAUGUUUCUAUCAGCAUACCAUCAAAAUCCCAAGCCAUGUCACCACACAUCAAAUCAGUAGAUGAUAUAAUUGUCCUCGGAAUUAAUCUCAGCAAAUUUAACAAACCUACGCAGUUUUUUAUUUGUGUUUUGGGAGUCUUCCUGUUUUUUCUCAUUUAUGGAUAUUUGCAGGAAUUGAUAUUUUCAGUAGAAGGCUUUAAAUCUUUUGGCUGGUAUCUUACAUUAGUACAAUUUGGGUUUUAUUCCAUUUUUGGACUUAUAGAACUACAGCUUAUUCAAGACAAGAGGAGAAGGAUCCCAGGCAAAACCUACAUGAUAAUAGCUUUUCUAACAGUGGGGACUAUGGGUUUAUCAAAUACCUCCUUGGGAUAUCUGAAUUAUCCUACACAAGUAAUCUUCAAGUGCUGUAAACUGAUCCCAGUUAUGAUAGGAGGAGUCUUUAUACAAGGGAAACGUUACAACAUUGUAGAUGUUUCUGCUGCAGUAUGUAUGAGCUUGGGCUUAAUAUGGUUUACUCUAGCUGAUAGCACAGUUGCACCAAAUUUCAAUUUGACAGGAGUGGUCCUUAUAUCCCUUGCCCUCUGCGCAGAUGCCGUUAUAGGAAACGUGCAGGAAAAAGCAAUGAAGUUGCAUAGUGGCUCAAAUUCUGAAAUGGUUUUGUAUUCCUAUUCAAUAGGUUUCCUAUACAUUCUAGUGGGAUUGACAUGCACUGCUGGCCUAACUCCUGCAGUAACAUUUUGUUCAAAGCGCCCAGUUCAAACAUACGGCUAUGCAUUCUUAUUCUCCUUGACUGGCUAUUUUGGAAUCUCUUUUGUCCUGGCUUUGAUUAAAAUCUUUGGGGCUCUUUUAGCUGUAACAGUUACAACUGGAAGAAAAGCAAUGACAAUUGUCCUUUCUUUUUUGUUUUUUGCAAAGCCAUUCACAUUCCAGUACGUGUGGUCGGGUUUAUUGGUUAUCCUUGGCAUAUUUCUCAAUGUUUACAGCAAGAAUAUGGAUAAAAUCAGAUUGCCUUCACUGCGCCGUCUCUGGAAUAAAUCUCUGGAAGAUAGAAGGACGUUAUCCCAAACAGUAUAGAACUGGCUUGUGCCAUGUGUUGGCACUAGACUGUUUGCUUCUGUUCUUUCCAUGCAAUAGUCUGCAGCCGAAUCAUUUUCCAAAGGGAAGGAUGUUUU
Messenger RNA from Pseudonaja textilis, 1424 nucleotides. RefSeq names its product solute carrier family 35 member B3 (gene SLC35B3). Gene Ontology annotation, cellular component: endoplasmic reticulum membrane; Golgi membrane. The record is from RefSeq and is a predicted model, not a curated record. Gene Ontology annotation, biological process: transmembrane transport; 3'-phosphoadenosine 5'-phosphosulfate transport. Gene Ontology annotation, molecular function: 3'-phosphoadenosine 5'-phosphosulfate transmembrane transporter activity. NCBI's taxonomy places the organism in Eukaryota, Metazoa, Chordata, Lepidosauria, Squamata, Elapidae.